AUGGAACUUCUCAAUGCGUACGCCUCGCAGUCAGAAUCCGAGUCUGAGUCUGGCGAUGCGUUGCGGCGGUCUCCCGACGAGAAUUCGCUGAAGAGACGGUUCACUGUGAGCAAGGGCGAGACCCAACGGUGGAAGCGGAAAAGGAAGGCGGCGGGACCCUGGGAGUCCUGGUCGAGCAGCGAGAGCGAUGGUGAUGCGGCUGUGAUACCAGAUAUUGUUGACCAAGAUGAUGUUGAUGGUGACGCUAGCAACAGUGAUGGUGGCACCACGGUUGACGGGGACAUUGCAGAUGCACAAUCGCGGUACUAUGGCCCUCCAGGAUGCCAGAGCAGUCUACUAUCUGUACCUUCCGAUGUUGCUGUUGAUUUGGAGAAGCCGCCGCUAUCCUUCAAGUGUUACCUCCCGAAGACGGUCAAGGCGACCUUCUCUGGGCAUCGCAACGGCACGAACACUUUACAGUUCAUCCCGAAUACUGGCCACCUGUUCAUGUCCGGUGGAAACGAUGCUGUAGUGCGGCUGUGGGACUUCUACCACGAUAGGCGAUGCGUGCGGGACUACCGGUCGCACUCCAAGGGAAUCCGAGCGACGCGCUUUGUCCCCGACGGGUCGCAGUUCCUGAGCGCCUCGUUUGACCAGACGGUGAACCGGUGGGACACAGAGACGGGUACCGUAUUGCAGUCGCUGUCCCUGAGGUCGACUCCAACAGCUGUUGACUUCCGCCCGCAACACGGCACGGACGAGUACCUUGUCGGGCUCUCUGACUCUCGGAUCCUACACUACGACACGCGUGUGGACACCCGUGACGGGCUCGUGCAGACGUACGACCAUCAUUUGGGAGGGAUCCUUGCUCUGAGGUAUUUCCCGGAUGGUACUAAGUUCAUCUCUUCGUCCGAGGACAAGACUGUACGGAUCUGGGACAGUGGGGUGAACAUUCCCGUGAAGCAGAUCAGCGACACGACGCAGCACUCGAUGCCCAGUGUGUCCCUGCACCCUGCUGGUGGAUACUUUGUGACGCAGAGCAUGGACAACGUGCUGUACACGUACUCUCUGCGGCCCAAAUACCGGCGGCACCAGACGAAGCUGUUCCGGGGCCAGCGCGGUGCAGGGUACGGCAUUGGUGUUGGCUUCUCCCCCGACGGGAAGUACGUGUGUUCGGGGGACUCGAAGAGUAAAGUGCUCGUGUGGGACUGGACUACGACAAAACUUCUGCGUGAGUUGCGAGUACCCGGUAGGAGACCCAUUACACAGGUGGAGUGGCACCCGCAGGAGACGAGCAAAGUGAUCUGCAGCGGUGCCGCGGGCAAGAUCUACAUGUUUGACUGA
Molecule: messenger RNA, 1323 nt
Organism: Huiozyma naganishii CBS 8797
Lineage: Eukaryota; Fungi; Ascomycota; Saccharomycetes; Saccharomycetales; Saccharomycetaceae
Gene: CDC40
Product: Cdc40p
Exons: 1
Coding region: 1-1323 (440 amino acids)
Biological process (GO): mRNA splicing, via spliceosome
Cellular component (GO): catalytic step 2 spliceosome
Molecular function (GO): protein binding; mRNA binding
Source: RefSeq, a predicted model, not a curated record